This is a messenger RNA of Ficedula albicollis (Collared flycatcher), 2044 nucleotides long. RefSeq names its product CDK5 regulatory subunit associated protein 3 (gene CDK5RAP3). NCBI's taxonomy places the organism in Eukaryota, Metazoa, Chordata, Aves, Passeriformes, Muscicapidae. Gene Ontology annotation, biological process: regulation of cyclin-dependent protein serine/threonine kinase activity; regulation of mitotic cell cycle. The transcript has 10 exons. The record is from RefSeq and is a predicted model, not a curated record. Gene Ontology annotation, cellular component: endomembrane system. The coding region runs from base 32 to 1486 and encodes 484 amino acids.
CCCGUGUCCCUGUCCCCAUGUCCCUGUCCCCAUGUCCCCGUGUCCCAGACUGGCUGCUGGACCGGCGGCACUGCGGGCGGCGCUGGCAGGCAUGUCCCUGUCCCCACUCCCUGUCCCCAUGUCCCCAUGUCCCCGUGUCCCUGUCCCCAUGUCCCUGUCCCCAUGUCCCCGUGUCCCAGACUGGCUGCUGGACCGGCGGCACUGCGGGCGGCGCUGGCAGGCGCAGGUGCAGGCGGUGCGGCAGCGGAUGCAGGCGGCGCUGCAGGACAUGCCCGAGCACCCCGAGAUCCGAGAGCUGCUGCGGGGCUCCUUCCUGCACUACUUCCACUGCCUGCGCAUCGUGGAGAUCCUCAAGGGCACCGAGGCCUCCACCAAGAACCUCUUCGGGCGCUACUCCUCACAAAGGAUGAAGGACUGGCAGGAGAUCGUGUCCCUGUACGAGAAGGAAAACGCUUACCUGGGUGAGGGGGGAACGGGGAACCCCACCCCCCAAAGCAGCCCCUCGAGGGGUCGCACUGGGACCAGAGUGUCCCUGUGGUGUCCCCGGGGUGUCCCCAGUGUCCCCUCGGUGUCCCAGGGGGAGGACGUGCGCCGGGAGCUGCUGGCUCAGGUGCAGGCGCUGCCGUCGCUGCUGUCCCGCGUUGGGGACGGCGCCAGCGCCCUCGGGGACGCCAUCGAGCUGUACGAGGCCAGCGUGGCCUUCGUGUGUGACAGGUGGGGACAGCCUGACACCCCAAAACCGCCCCAAAACUGCCCUGACACCACAGAACCCCCGGGGGACCCCGGGGGGCCCCGCCGCGCCGUUUGGGGCCGUGGCUCAAGGGGAGGGUUUGGGGCUCUUUUCCCGCAGAUCGAUUGGGGGGAUUUCCCCGCGGAGCCGCCCCAGGGCGGGGACAGCGACUGGGGCAUCACGGUGGAGCCGAGUCCUCAGGGGGACGAUGGCAUCGAUUGGGGCGAUGGAGAGAAGGGGACAGUCACAGCAGAGCCCGGUGCCCAGGAUGGCAUCGAUUGGGGUGACGGAGAGAAGGGGACAGUCACAGCAGAGCCCAGUGCCCAGGGGGACGAUGGCAUCGACUGGGGUGACGGAGGGGGACAGGAGGGGACAAUCACCGUGCUGGAGGCUGGAGCUGAGGCCCCCGAGGACGUGGGGACACUGCGGGCGGCCACCAGGGGAACCUGCGAGUGGCCACCAGAGGAACCUGCGGGUGGCCCCGCCCCGCACGGGGGUGGCCCCGGCGGUGACCCCGCCCUGUCCCCGCAGCUGGAGCUGUUCCUGGCGCAGCGGCUGCUGGAGAUGGAGGACGAGGCCGACGUGGUGGCCAUGAGCCAGCUGCAGCUGGCCCCGGCCGUGCUGCAGGGCCAGAGCAGCGAGCGGGUGCGGGCCCUGCUGGCCACGACGCGGGAGCUGCUGGCCCAGCUCUGCUCCCGCAGCGUGCAGCACCUCUGCAUGAUCCUCGCCUCGCCCAGGUGCCCCAAACUGCCCUAAAAGAGCAACAAAACAGCCCUAAACAGGCCCAAAAUAGACCCUGAAAUAACUAAAAUAGACCCAAAACGACCCCUAAAAUGGCCAAAAAAUAGCCCUAAAGUAGCCCUGAAACAGCCCUAAGCAGCCCCCAAACAGCUCUAAAACAGACCCUGAAAUAACCCCUAAAAUAGACCCAAAAUGGCCCCUAAAAUAACCUUAAAAUAGCCCUAAAAGACCCCAGCUGUCCCCAUGCCAUCCCGUGUCACCCCUCUGUCCCUGGUGUCCCCAGGCCAUGCAGUGUGACCCAACUGUCCCCAGGCUGUACAGGGAUGACCCCUCUGUCCCCUCUGUCCCCUCUGUCCCCAUGCCAUCCUGUGUCACCCCUCUGUCCCCGUGCCAUUCCAUGCCACCCCUCUGUCCCAGCUGUCCCCAGGCUAUCCCAUGUCACCCUGCUGUCCCCAUACCAUGCAGUGUGACCCUGCUGUCCCCGUGCCAUCCCGUGUCACCCUGUGUCCCAUCUGCCCUCUCUCCCCGCUGUCCCCACUCCAUCCCGUGUCCCCUCUGUCCCUGCUGUCCCCU